CUUUAUGACAUUCCAGCUACCCAACUUCAUUUCAUUCUCACUGUUCAAUUGGUUGGUUGAAUUCCUGCCAUCCUCUUCUUUGAGUUGAUGUGGACUUCACCUUGCGAGUUACAAAGAUGUUUUGUGUUUUUGUGUGUAGUUUCAGUGCAUUGUCUUGUUGCUUUCACUAGUCCCUUGGUCUUCGUUCAUUCUUAAACUUCAGGAAAAAAGCAUUCUUGGUUUUUCUAACUUCAAUGUUCCAUGCCCUUCAAUUUUUUUGCUUUGGUUACUUAGAUUUUGCUUCUGAUUCUUCAUCUUGUCCAUCCAUUAUGUGCUCCUUAACUAAUGAAGUUUCUUACUUUGGAGGUAAAUUUCUGAUAUUUUCUGUAUACUAGAGGUUUUUGAGUUUGUAGUUCUGAAAAAAUGAAGCACAAGGUGGAUUCCCCUGUUGGUGUUCUUGAGAACUAUUUCAAGAGUUCAGAGUCAGAUACAAGUUCUUCUUCCAAAGAACUCUCUGUGAAUUCUGAGUCUCGAGAUAUUUCAAAAUCCAGCUCUAGGUGGCAUGCAAUUCUCCAAUUGCUGAGGACAAGGUCAAGGAAGUCCAUAUCCACAUUGCAUCCUCUCAGUAUCUUCAAACUCUCAAGAACAAUGAGCAGUAGCAUGAGGGAGAUUAUACUUCCAAGUAGUCUAAUAGGUGCAGAUUCUACCUCCUCUCACAGGUCACCCAAGAUUUUUACCCAGCAUGAGAUACAAAUUGCAACCAAUUAUUUUGACCAAGAAAAUUUGAUUGGGAAGGGUGGUUAUGCUGAUGUUUUCAAAGGGCGUUUGCCAAAUGGUCAGCUAGUAGCAGUUAAACGGUUAACUAGAGGAACAGCAGAUGAAACCACAAGGGACUUCUUAACAGAACUUGGCAUAAUGGCUCAUGUAAACAAUCCCAACACUGCUAAACUGGUUGGCUAUGGAGUGGAAGGAGGAAUGUGUGUAGUGCUUGAAUUGUCUGAAAAGGGAAGCCUAGCUUCACUGCUUCACACUAGAGGUUCCAAGGAGAAACUAGCAUGGUCUAUUAGGCAGAAAAUUGCAUUAGGGAUAGCUAAGGGUAUAUGGUAUCUUCAUGAAGGUUGUCCAAGAAGAAUUAUUCACAGAGAUAUAAAAGCUGCAAAUAUCUUGCUCACUGAGGACUUUGAGCCGCAGAUUUGUGAUUUUGGGCUAGCAAAAUGGCUACCAGAGAAUUGGACUCAUCACACAGUUUCAAAAUUUGAAGGAACUUUUGGUUACAUUGCUCCUGAGUACUUGCUUCAUGGGAUAGUAGAUGAGAAAACAGAUGUAUUUGCCUUUGGUGUAGUGUUGCUAGAAUUAGUCACUGGGAGGCGAGCACUAGACUAUUAUUCACAGCAAAGCCUUGUUUUGUGGGCAAAGCCUUUGUUGAAGAAGAAUUACAUUAGGGAGCUGGUUGAUCCUUCACUAGCCAAUGGUGACUUUGAUUGUCGGCAGGUUGAGAUUAUGCUCUUUGUAGCAUCUUUAUGCAUUCAACAAUCCUCAAUUCGUCGUCCCUCUAUGAGACAGGUUGUACAGCUUCUGAAUGGUAACCUUAGCUGCUUUAAGUCCACCAACAAAUCUCUGGACUUUCAUUCUUAGGAAAAAUAUUUCAAGAGCUCAUUGAUUCUGAUUAAUUGAAAGGAACAUGAAGCACAUAAGCAAAGCUAGCUGCACCACAGGAAUUGUGAAUUGUGAUUACAAAUGACUCAUAUUUGUAAGAGUUGGGUCUACUUUUAAAGACUUUUUUUCAAAAAAUUAUAAUAAUAUAUUUAUGUAGUUCAUAAGUCUAUUAU
This is a messenger RNA of Lotus japonicus, 1808 nucleotides long. Its product is annotated as receptor-like cytosolic serine/threonine-protein kinase RBK2. Lineage: Eukaryota; Viridiplantae; Streptophyta; Magnoliopsida; Fabales; Fabaceae. Gene Ontology annotation, biological process: protein phosphorylation. The coding region runs from base 403 to 1614 and encodes 403 amino acids. Gene Ontology annotation, molecular function: ATP binding; protein kinase activity. The record is from RefSeq and is a predicted model, not a curated record. The transcript is spliced from 7 exons.